This is a messenger RNA of Gaeumannomyces tritici R3-111a-1, 2255 nucleotides long. RefSeq lists its product as hypothetical. Gene Ontology annotation, cellular component: nucleus; cyclin-dependent protein kinase holoenzyme complex. Bases 645 to 1799 code for a protein of 384 amino acids. NCBI's taxonomy places the organism in Eukaryota, Fungi, Ascomycota, Sordariomycetes, Magnaporthales, Magnaporthaceae. Gene Ontology annotation, molecular function: cyclin-dependent protein serine/threonine kinase regulator activity; protein kinase binding. The transcript has a single exon. Gene Ontology annotation, biological process: regulation of cyclin-dependent protein serine/threonine kinase activity. The record is from RefSeq and is a predicted model, not a curated record.
CUCGGGCAGUUGCUCGGCGAUCCCUGCUUCCUCUCGUGAUCAUCACAGCCUUCCUAAUACGAGAGAGCCUGGCCACAGAUUCCCUGCGAUUUGCCUUGGACGCCAGCUUCCUCCCGGAUAGACACAACAGAGCCCUCGCGCCGCGCCCUGUCCACCCUCACGCGACACACCCGACCAGGCCUUUGUGGCGCGACACCGACGCGCUCCGCCGCGGCGAGAAGGCCCAUCGACGAGCCGCCUGGCCACGCCCGAUUCGUCUCCAAGCAGAGCGGAACUGGAAUAGAGUCAAGCCCGGAAGACGAUGCAGGUGGAGACACGGAAAUUGAACUACUUGUCAGAGCCACCACCUUGGCCCUGAUCGUGCCGUCUUGCAUCACCCAUCCGUUGUGUUUCUGUCCCUGGAGGGAGCCGAAGCCAACGUGUACAACACGGCCGCCCAUCCAAGACUUGCAGACGCUUACGAAGAAGACGAGAAGAAAGGAGCAGGAAAACAAGCAGAGGAGACACAGAGGAGGUUGAAAGACAAGAAUUGAGUGGGCAAAGAGGAGUGCAUACGAUUGACAAGCCGAAGAGGGAGCCAAGGACGACUAAAAGGAAGCAAGUCGAGACGGGCACCAGUCGGGGGUUGUAAAACGACCUCGGUCAUGUCUCCCGCCCCAGGCUCCGACGAGGGCAUGGCCACGCUGGCGCCGCCCCUACCACACGAGACGAAUCCUCACUCACCCGCUCCAAGCGAGCCCCCGCCAGCACCAAAUCCAGCCUCGGACCCCAGGCUGGCAAAAGACCAUGAGCCCUCGGCCGUCACAAGUCCAACAACGGCCGGCAAGUAUGGGGACGGCACGGGCUCCUCUCUCCGUGACCUGCCUGCCGACAUAUUCCAAAUCCCCGCGCGGGCGACCCUGCAGCUGCUCGCCGACAGCGUCGAAGCCCUGGUGCACCUCACCGGAGACAUCCCGCCCUCGCCAGCCCCCGAGAGGCCCGAGAUGCCACACAUGCGCGGCAUGGACGCGGAGAAGAAGGACAUCGUCCGCUCGCAUUCGGAGCGCACGCUGGUCCGCAUGCGCCUCGAGGCCGAGGCCGCAGCCGCGCGCACCGCCGAGAGCCAGCAGUCGUCGGCGGCACACGUAUCGGCAGCCAACGCGGGCGGCAGCAGCUCGCAAGAAGCCAUAGAAGUAGAUGGCGUCCGCCUCCGCAACGCGCCGCAGCCGAUCCCGCCCCCUUCCUCGCCGGAGCCGUACGUGGUGGUGGGGGCCAACCAGCAGCCCGUCAACGUGCAGCACAGCGCCAUCACGCGCAAGUUCUACAGCCGCAACCCGCCGCCCAUAAGCAUCGGCGACUACCUGCGGCGCCUGCACCGCUUCUGCCCGGCCAGCCCGGCCGUAUACCUGGCGGCGUCGGUCUACAUCACGCGCCUGGCCGUCGACGACCGCGCCAUCGCCGUGACGCGCCGCAACGCGCACCGCCUGCUGCUGGCCUCGGUGCGCGUCGCCACAAAGGCGCUCGAGGACCGCAGCUGGCCGCACCGCCGCUUCGCGCAGGUGGGCGGCAUCAGCGUCGCCGAGCUGACGCGCCUCGAGAUCAGCUUCUGCUUCCUGGCCGGCUUCGAGCUUCUGGUCUCGCCCGAGGCCAUGCGGCGCCACUGGGUCGUCAUGCGGGACUCGCCCAUGGGUGGUGCGUCGCUGGGCGAGUUCGGCGAGGGGGGCUCGGGCCGCGGCCGCGCCGACGGGGCGCUGGAGAUGAGCCUCCCGAGCAGGCAGAAGAGGGAGCCCGAUUCGUCCGACGACCAGCAGCACCAGUGAACACCGAGGUUGGCACGGGCCCGGCCGACAGUGGAUUUCACUUCACCAUGAUGUGGCGUUGGCCUGAUGGCUCACCGCGUAACCAGUCCAUCAUACAUCUCAUCACUCCUACUCUGUUGCAUUGCCUUUCUGUCAACAUUGUUUAGCGCUGUUAGCUUUUGGCGGUUUGCUUUUGCCUGUUUUGCUUGUCAUAGCCUGAAUUUUUACAAGGUUGCUAGGCGUGCUUUUGUCGAAGCCUUUAGUCAAGGAAGGCAUAUUUGAUACCCAGCUGGACACGGCGACCCUGAUCCCGAGUUGCCUUUUACAACGAGACUUUGCUAUUCCGAAAUAACAAAGCGUCCAUGUGAUAAUGCCCAGAACUCGACGUGGAAAAUGGGUUUCUGAAGUGCCUGAUGAGUGCUCGGGUGGCAGCGGCAGUGGCUGAGACAUGACAACGGCAGGGUCCAUUGGGGUUAC